Molecule: messenger RNA, 1897 nt
Organism: Aspergillus steynii IBT 23096
Lineage: Eukaryota; Fungi; Ascomycota; Eurotiomycetes; Eurotiales; Aspergillaceae
Product: epoxide hydrolase
Exons: 4
Coding region: 383-1615 (410 amino acids)
Biological process (GO): epoxide metabolic process
Molecular function (GO): epoxide hydrolase activity
Source: RefSeq, a predicted model, not a curated record
CCUGCGUCGUUGCAGGCCUGAGACAUGAUGCUCGAUGGAAGCGAAGGAAAACUCUGAAUUCACCGAUCUACUGGCGACGUUAAUUGCGGUGUAAGCGGCCGGAUGUGGCCAGACCCGUCGAAAUAUAUUAAUCUUAAUGUCUCCUGACCGACGAUCCCCUCGCCCACUUCGCAGGCUGAGGAAGAUCCCACCCCGCGAGAGCCUGCGAACUCUUUCAAAAAUGGCCGUCCAAUAGCAACAUCAUCUUCCUACUUAGCAAACAUCUCUCCUGCCUCACGUGGACCGAGAUCGUGGUACAAGUGACACAACCACCCCAUCGUUAAGAACACCAGAAAACACAGACCCCGACCCGGGAGAAUCAUUUCGAACAAGCCCAGAAAUCAUGGCAAAGGCAUUCGAAAUCGCCGUCCCCGAUGCUCAGCUACAUCGUCUGCAGCAGAAACUAGAGACGGCAUCCUUUCCCGAUGAACUGGACGAUGCUGAAUGGAGCAGGGGCGUUCCCUUGGCUGAGAUGAAGCGCUUGGCCACGUACUGGCGCGAUGGAUUCAACUGGCGACAAAAGGAACUGGAACUAAACCAGACACUAAAGCAGUUCAUGGUUCCAAUUACGGUACCGGGAUUUGGUGAGCUGGACAUCCACUGCCUACAUCAUACCAGUCCCAAUCCAAACGCCAUUCCAUUGCUCUUCAUCCAUGGCUGGCCUGGAAGCUUUCUCGAAGCGACUAAGCUUAUCCCUUUGUUAACAGCAGGCAAUGGUCAGCCUGCAUUCCACCUGGUGGUGCCUUCGUUGCCUAACUUUGGCUUCUCCUCGGCCGUGAAACAGAAAGGCUUCGGCCUGGUCCAGUAUGCAGAAGCCAUGCAUGCCGUCAUGGCUGCAUUGGGCUAUUACGACUAUGCCAUCCAAGGAGGCGACUGGGGGAGUAUCAUCGCUCGUAUCAUGGCACAUCGCUACCCCGAUCAUGCCAAAGCGGUGCAUAUCAACUGCCUGCCGGUGAUGCCGCCUCUCCCAUGGCGGAAUCCACUCCUCUUUCUCCAGUCUCUCCUGACCAUCCCCUUUUCGUCUAGGGAUAAGGCUCACCUCGCUGCCACGAAGCAGUAUCUGAUGGAAGGGAGCAGUUACUUCCAUGAGCAAGCGACCUGCCCUCAGACGCUGGGGUAUGCUCUCCAUGAUAGUCCCGUGGCGCUGUUGGCUUGGAUCUACGAGAAGCUGCAUUCCUGGACGGACAACUAUUCUUGGACCGACGAUGAGAUUCUGACCUGGGUGAGUAUCUACCAAUUUUCGACCGCCGGGCCUGCGGCGUCCGUCCGGAUUUACUACGAAGCGGCUCGAAAGGAUUCCCCUUCGGCUUCCCCGGGUCUAACGACGGCCGACGUGAUAUCGACCGCUGCCCCCCACCGUGUCCAGUUCGCCGUGGCUCAGUUCCGUCGCGAACUGAUGCCGGUGCCUCUCUCCUGGCGGUGGUUAAUUGGGAACGUCGUUCGGGCCAAUGAAUAUGACUGCGGGGGUCACUUCGCUGCUUGGGAAGUGCCGGAGUUGCUGGCUUCGGACGUGCAGGCGUUUCUGGGGAGAAAUGGCCAGGCCCAUGGUGCUGUUGCAGGAAAGUCUGGGUACUAAUCGUAGUUCCACGCACAAGCCAUACGCUGUGGACUGUAGGUAAUAAGCCUGGAAAGGAUGCAGAGAUCUAUAUUUUGAAAAAUCCCUGUCUUGCUGCCGCCCUUUCCCUUCUGUCCUCACUCUACUCUGCCUCCUCGCAAUCGACAGUAUGUAACAUCAAGUGGAGACCGCAGACGCCAGAAGCUGCUCUCGACCAGCAGAGUAUCAAUCAAUGGUAAUGGUGCGUUAAAUUAGAACAUCGAACAGCAUGAUUAAAGAAAACAUGGAAACAAAAAUUCAUAU